Molecule: messenger RNA, 687 nt
Organism: Anopheles marshallii
Lineage: Eukaryota; Metazoa; Arthropoda; Insecta; Diptera; Culicidae
Gene: Gos28
Product: Golgi SNAP receptor complex member 1
Exons: 4
Coding region: 1-687 (228 amino acids)
Biological process (GO): vesicle fusion; endoplasmic reticulum to Golgi vesicle-mediated transport
Cellular component (GO): cis-Golgi network; Golgi medial cisterna; Golgi membrane
Molecular function (GO): SNAP receptor activity
Source: RefSeq, a predicted model, not a curated record
AUGGGAACCGAGUGGGAUGCGCUUCGGAAGCAGGCUCGCCAUUUGGAGAACGACAUCGAUAUGAAAUUGAUCGCCUUCAACAAGGUUGGCGUUGGUGCAGCUAGCUCCUCUGCGACGGCUAGCAACACGGACACGUCACCUCUGCUAGGGGACCAUGUCUUUGAAUCGCUAUCAUUGGAGAUAGAGCAAAUGCUGGACAAACUGUCCAACAUCAAUGAAAAGAUGUCUGAGAUUCCAAACAGUGGUGCAGCCGUCAUGCAUGUACUACAAAGACACCGCGAAAUACUGCACGGUUACCGGCAGGAAUAUUUGAAGAUACAGGCAAACCACACGACGCGCAUGGAACGCGAAGAGUUGUUGCGUGGGUCUGGGCUGGGAACUUCGUCUCCAUCAACGUCCGGGUUGAGCCGUCGGGAUAUGUACCUUAAGGAAAAUACCCAUUUGCACAGUUCCAGCUCGCUAGUGAAUGACCAAAUCAGCAUCGCGAUGGAAACAAAAGAACAUCUAACAUCACAGCGGCAACACUUGAAGCGGUUCCAAACGCGUAUGCACGAUAUAUCGAACCGCUUUCCGCUCAUAUCCAGCCUAAUCCAACGAAUCAAUAUACGCAAGCGAAGGGAGUCACUUAUCAUUGGCGGCGUGAUAGCGGUCUGUACAAUCUUACUACUGUUGUACGCAUUUCACUGA